Molecule: messenger RNA, 2788 nt
Organism: Seriola aureovittata
Lineage: Eukaryota; Metazoa; Chordata; Actinopteri; Carangiformes; Carangidae
Gene: cfap90
Product: cilia and flagella associated protein 90
Exons: 3
Coding region: 737-1183 (148 amino acids)
Source: RefSeq, a predicted model, not a curated record
UAUUAGGCACACAAAGAACUCGGUAUAUGGAUAUGUAUGAAUUUAUGGGGGUUAUGGUGCAGUAAGCCAACUCCACUUUCAUGUACAAUUUGGAAUGUAGGAAUCAUUUUCUUCUCCCCAAAGGUUCCAAGAGUUAAAGAAUGAAAGCUUUAUCAAUAAUUGAUGGUAAAAGUGAAGCAAAUUGCAACAAAUAACUUAAUAAUUUCCUCUGAGGCUUUCCUCCUUAUUUUCCUGCAGCAGAAAUAGCUCUGUGCCUCCAUAAAAAAGGUGCAUUAGUAACAAUGCCCCUCCAGGUCAUAUAGUAAAAUGUGGCUUUCAUUUAAACCAGUUGAAAUUUGAUUAUUUUUUAAUUACAUAAAAGAGCAGCAGAAAAGGAAUCCACAAAAAUAUUCAUGGGCAAAAGGCAGCAAGGGGAAAUAUUCCCGUUUAGCUGAAAAUUUGGAAACAACAUACAUCUGAAUGUGUCAUGAGCUGCACCAGUCACGAUAAAAACAUACACAUUAACUUUGUUUUCAGGUGAUGUACAAUAAAUUAUUUGUCCCUGUGGAAACACAUUUCGGUCAGGUGGCAUGUAGCUCUUUAAAACGCCACAUUUAGCAAUCAGAAGCUCAGAAGUACAGGCAAAGAGAAAGCAAGUGAAGGCAGCAUGAACUCCUGUGCAGUGGUCGGUUACCUAGCAACCACAGACGCCAGCGCUUCGCUUCCCCUAGCUGGGGAUUCACUUUUCUGAGGUUUUAUGACCUUUACUGGGUCAUUUGUAGCCGGGAAGAUGGACGUAUCAGUCCAGGCACAAACCAAACCACUUUCUACCUUGUCUGCCUUCAGUUACAUCCCACCACGACGAAAGGAACCAAAAGAAAUGUCCUACUUUAACAAAGACUCAAAGGUCCCAGAGGUCUCCAUGUAUGACCAUGUGUACCACCAGGCUGAGGGUUAUGAUAUGAAACUGCACCGGGAUGACAGACAACAUCAUAAAGGAAGAGGUCUAAACAUAAACGAAGAGGAGAAGUCCCGAGCCGUGCCGGUGCUCUCCUCUUCAGAAUACGGCAGUCGUCCAGUUCCUGUGCUCUAUGAAACCGGCCGGCACUUCGCACGUGUGGCUUGCAUAAAAGCUGAAUUUUUCAUGAAAAAUGGGAUCAUCUGGAAUGUGGCAGAAGGAUACGGAUCAGUGGCCCCCCUUUGAAAUCCUGAAGUAUCUCAGCAUGAAAUCAGAGUGAUCUCACUGUGAAAGCACUGAAUAAAAAACAACUGUUGUAGUGUGUAGAUUUCACUUUACUUGAUGGUCUAUAUAAAAAAGAAAUCAAACCAAUUAAACCAUAAUUUAAUCAGCUGGCAUUUAAUUAUGAUAAUCUGUAUUAUUAACUGGUAAAUAGCAAGAAACACAGAGUCUGUCGAAAGACCGUAAAUGAGAAAAAUAUGGAGACUGACAUUUUCCAGGAAGCUCAGGCUACAUUUCCUAGUUUGAGGCUGAAAUCACUCCAUCAAAAGGACCAUCAUGUAAAGGUUCAGGUGGUACAGACUCAAUAAAUCAAAUAGUCUUCUAGUUACUGCAGCUCAACAUUGCAAAUGAUAUCAAAGAUCAGAGACUUGGUGUUAACAUUCCCGCCUAUAAUGGUUGUAUGAACUUGAAUGACAGGAAUAAUGUGAAUUUUUAAACCGACUACCACUUACUAUAAAGUAUAUGAUUGAAGCGCAGAAAGUUGAUAAUGAAAUCGCUGUCCAAGCCAAUCUAAGGUACUUUGGUCAACAUAUGAACCACCUUCUCCUUUGAAACCUACUUCUUAGCUGCUUUUUAGCUUUAGACUUUUGCCACUGUACGUUCCUUAUAUUUAAUCUCUCCUCUGCCUCGUGUACAGUUCUUUUUGUGUAUCCCUGACCUCUCUGAUUUGCAAGCUCCUGGAUUCUUUUUGUGUUUAAAUUCUGAACCCACACAACUGAGACCAACCUAUUACAUAAAGUGAUUUUUUUGAGCACAGACAUCUCUCAUUUGCCUUUAUACUCAGACAUUUUUUUCUUAUAAGGGGUACAGUAUUUCAGUCUGUUUGGUGUUACAACGGCAGUGUUUAUUUGAUAGGAGCUAAUGUUGUCAUGCAAGGUAGUAUUUGGUCAUAAAAGAAUAGUUUCACACCUCAAACACCUCAUCAUCAGAGAUUUCUGUUCAGUCCUAAAGUGCUCUAUGUAUUUACCACACAAAUGAUUUCUGUUCAUGUUGUUUAUUUUACAAGAAGAAUUAUACACGUUCUGUGCAUAUUUACUCUGUCUGUUUAAGUUCUGAAGUACUCACGUAAGUAUUACGUACUAACAUUGACAGUUUGUAUUUGUAAGGCAUUGUUUUAUCUUUAAUGAAACAGCCUAAAGACUGAUGACACUCUCAUAUCUGUCAGUUAAAUAUGAAGCUACAGCCAGCAGCUGAUUAGCUUAGCACAAAGACUGGAGACAGCUAACCUCCAACCAGCACCUCUAAAUGUCACUAAUGAACACCUUGUGUGCUGUUUGUUUAAUCUGCACUGUGCUGUUUACCUCUGUUUCCAGUCCUUGCGCUAAGCUAACUGGCUGCAGGCUCAUGUUUAUCAGACAAAUAUGACAAUGGUAUCAAUCUUCUCAUCUAACACUCCACGAGAACGUGAACGAAUGAAGAAUGUGAUUGAAUGAAGUGUAUUUCCCAAAAUGUUGAACUACUGAUUAAAAGAAAAUUGGUAAUAGAGCCCCUGUAAAAGCAGAGAUGGGUAUUACUAACACAUUCUGGCCUGUUUGAUGGCUACAAUAAAUAACAAUUACCAAAACCAAA